Messenger RNA from Diabrotica virgifera virgifera (western corn rootworm), 1749 nucleotides. RefSeq lists its product as uncharacterized. The transcript has a single exon. NCBI's taxonomy places the organism in Eukaryota, Metazoa, Arthropoda, Insecta, Coleoptera, Chrysomelidae. The record is from RefSeq and is a predicted model, not a curated record. The coding region runs from base 1 to 1749 and encodes 582 amino acids.
AUGAUUUUUAGAAUACUUGAUGACAGCAGAAAAAAUAUUUCUCGUGAUAUCAAGAGAUGCGAUCUUUUAUCGAGACAGGAUGUGGAUAAUAUAAAAAGAAGUUACAAUUUAAAUAUCAAUGAAGGAGUGAAGCACAAACAGGAUGCUGUUAGUGUUGAUUUGUGGGUGGAGGAGUGCAAGGGAUUAGCCAAUAAUCCUGUUUUGUACUAUAAACAGCAAGGACAGCUUUCCAGUCAGUUUACAGAGAGUGAUUUUAUACUAAUAAUAAUGAACGAUGUACAAGCCUCUCUUCUUAUGAAAUUUGGAGCAAAUGUCAUAGCCGUUGACAGUACCCAUGGACUCAAUAACUAUGACUUUGAAAUGACUACUGUCAUGGUUAUUGACGAAUUUAACGAAGGUUUCCCUGUAGCCUUUAUGUUCAGCAACAAAAAGGACACACAUGUACAUAAGUUAUUUUUUCAAGCAAUUAAGCAAAGAGUUGGUGUAAUUAAGUGUAAAAGUUUUAUGUCUGAUAUUACAUGUGUGUUUUAUAAUGCAUGGUCUGAGGUUAUGGGUGAUGCACAGCAUCAGUUAUAUUGUUCAUGGCACAUUGAUAGAGCUUGGCAGAGUAACUUAUCAAAAAUCAUAGGAAAAGAAAAAAAGGAAUGGGUUUAUAAGACACUAAAACUUCUACAGGAACAUGUUGAAGUUUCCACAUUUCCCAAUAAAUUGCAAAUUAUUCUUCAGCAGUUAGCAAAUGAUGAAGAUACAAAACGUUUUGGAGAAUAUUUUGCAAAAUACUAUUCUAGUUAUUGUGAAAAGUGGGCAUAUUGUUACCGACAGAAUUGUGGUAUAAAUACAAAUAUGCGUUUGGAAAGUAUGCAUAAAGUCAUUAAAUAUUUUUAUUUAGAUGGUAAGCGGGUUCGAAGAAUGGAUAAAGGACUGCAUGCUACAUUGAAGUAUGUACGUGACAAAAUUGUGGGUAGGCUAAUUAAGCUUACCAAGGGUAAGCAUAAUAUUAAUAAUCAUGAGACAAUACAACGCCAUAGAAUAGCAAUAAGCUCAACUUUUAAUAUGAUUUUAGAAAGUCCGGGAAUGUGGAACCUUGAACAUAAUGCAAAACAGUAUACAGUGAAAGAACAUUGUGACGUAUCAAAGUGUUGUAAUUUCACUUGUACCUUUUGCAAUAUUUGUAUUCAUCAAUAUACUUGCAGUGGUCCAGAUAACUUUAUAAAAAAAUCAAUUUGCAAACAUAUACAUUUUGUUGCUAUCAACAAAACAAAUUCUAGAACGGUUGAAUGUGACUCAGUAAUAGAGAAGUGUGAGGAAUCUGUAAACACGUGUGUAAAUUUUUUAAGCAGUUGUAAUCCUACUAUAGAUGAAACCAAAGAAAAAAUCAUGAAAAAGCUAUCAAGUUUGCAAGCAAAACUUCACAAUACAGAUGUCCAUGCAAUACAACCUAAUAUUCUGUCUCAAAUUUUACAUCACUUAAAUACCGCCGAAAACUUAAUGGACAUAUCACAAUCAACUGUUUUAGAUAAUAAUUUUAGGGAUACAAAUGAUAUUUCAAUUAAUAAGAACAUAGAGCCACAAAAAAGAUUUUUCUCUACUCAGAACAAACGACGAUAUGAUAGGACUCUUAAAAAUCCUACUAUUGAUGAAUGUACAGAAAUAUCACGUUUCUUAGAAGGCGAUUCAACUAUCAUAUCAAAAAAGGCAAAUGAGGAUCACAGAUAUGCGUCAUCAUCAUCAUCAUUCAAUCUUCCCUAA